This is a messenger RNA of Gekko japonicus, 2941 nucleotides long. RefSeq names its product anoctamin 9 (gene ANO9). The record is from RefSeq and is a predicted model, not a curated record. The transcript has 24 exons. The coding region runs from base 215 to 2500 and encodes 761 amino acids. Gene Ontology annotation, cellular component: plasma membrane. Lineage: Eukaryota; Metazoa; Chordata; Lepidosauria; Squamata; Gekkonidae. Gene Ontology annotation, molecular function: chloride channel activity. Gene Ontology annotation, biological process: chloride transmembrane transport.
CGCCACAGGCGGAAGUCCUGCUCGCCUUUCGGUCUCUCUGCCAGGAGUCCGCGGACCUGGGGGCCAGGGGGAGGCAUGCAGAGGCGCCCGCCGAGGAGACGCUGUCGAAGGGCUCCUCCAGGGGGCGAGGGUCGCAGGAGAGAGAGCCGUCCCUAGCCCAGGGCGCGCGAGAAGGCAAGGGGGAGAGGGCUCGGCGCUGGUUUCUUCCCCCACCAUGCAGAAUAACAUUGCAUUGAUACCUUUGCGAGACCAUCCUUCAGAAGACACUGAUGCUCUGAUCCCCAUGCCGAACAAAUGGGAUUUUGUCCUAGUAUGUGACGAUCACAAAUCCUCCAUUAACAAGAGGAACAAGAAAGAAGAGUUUUUGGAAGAACUGCGUAAGAAAGGAUUCAUUAUCAAGACAAUUAAGGACAAAAAGCUAUUUUAUGGGAUCCGUGCCCCAAGCGCAGUUAUCCGGAAAUAUAAAUUCCUCAUGGGUAAUUCUGACUAUGACUUGGAGGGUCUGAGUGCGCAGCCAGAAGAGCAACAGGAGGAAAUGACUUGUACAAGGAUACGCAUUGUCAACUUUAUCCUGUACAGCACAAAGAUAUCGUCAAAGCAGAAUUUUCAAGACUUGAUGAAGGAGAAUGUCUUUGAAACAGCAUUUCCACUCCAUGAGAGAGAAAAGCUGGAUACAUUCCUGAAGAUAAAUUGGAGAAGCAUCUAUUAUAACGGUCUUAUCAAAGAACUCAGGAUGUAUUUCGGAGAGAAAGUUGCUCUGUAUUUUGCCUGGCUACAGUGGUACACUUAUGUCUUACUUGUAGCCGCAGUGCCAGGCAUUAUUCUUGUCAUAUAUGGAUUCAUAUCAUUCAAUUCCAGUCCGAUUAGCCAAGAGAUCUGUGCAGCCAACACAACUAUCAUGUGUCCACUCUGUGAUCAGAAGUGCCCAUUUUGGCCACUGUCAGACACUUGCACUUAUGCCAAGUUCACCCAUUUGUUUGACAAUGAAGGGACAGUACUCUUUGCAAUAUUCAUGGCUCUUUGGGCCACAGUGUACUUGGAACUAUGGAAGAGACAGAGAGCUAAAGUGGUUAGUGAAUGGAACCUAUAUUUGUGGGAUGAAGAGAAGGAUGAUGUGGCCAUGGAGCUCAUUAGUAAUCCAGACCAUGAGAUCCGGACGUACCAACACUCUUAUGUGCGCACUACCAUUGUGCUCAUCUUAUUUGCACUUAUGAUCUGCAUUCUGAUUGGUAUUGCCCAAGCGAUUGUUGUCUAUCGGGUCAUGGUGACAGUCCUAUUUGCUCAGUCCAACUCUGAAUUCUUUCGAGAGCGAGCCACUACUAUGGCAGUAGUAACAGGGGCUGUGUUGCAUUACAUGUCCAUCGUCACGAUGAGCAAGGUGAACAAGCAUGUAGCUGUGUUCCUCUGUGAUCUGGAGAAGCCAAGGACAUUGUCUGAACGUGAGAACAACUUAACAGUCAAAAUCUUCACCCUCCAGUUCGUCACCCAUUUCUCUUCUCUAAUUUACAUUGCUUUCUUCCUUGGGAGGAUUAAUGGCCGUCCUGGAAACUAUGUACGUGUUGCUGGCAAGUGGAGACUGGAAGAAUGCCACCCUAGUGGUUGCCUUUUAGAUCUCUUUCUCCAGAUGGCUAUAAUCAUGACAUUAAAGCAAACCCUGAACAACCUUGAGGAAUACUUGUUACCCUGGAUAAAGUAUCAGUUCAGAAAGCUUUGUGCCAAGCCCAGGCACCACAGCAAAAUCCACAUGGAGGAGAGUGCCCAGGACCAAUGCAAGGAGGACUGGCUGUGGAAUUACCAGCUGAAUGAAGUCGACAUCUUCAGUUUGUUCAAUGAGUUCUUGGAGAUGACAAUCCAAUACAGCUUCACCACCAUUUUUGUGGCUUCCUUCCCUCUUGCCCCAUUGCUGGCCUUUUUCAACAACCUCAUUGAAAUUCGGUGCGAUGCUAUCAAGAUGGUGAAACUGCAGAGGCGUAUGGUGCCCAGGAAAGCCAAGGAUAUCGGUAUCUGGCUGCAGAUCCUGGAAGCGAUUGGUAUUUUGGCUGUCAUCGCCAACGGCCUGGUGAUUUCCAUCACCUCAGACUUCAUCCCCAUGCAAGUGUAUAAAUACACACUCGGCCCAUGUGUACGGGAGAACUACACUGGCAUCAACUGUUUGACAGGUUAUGUGCACCACAGCCUUUCAGUAUUCUCCGUCCAGGACCUCAAGAAUCGCAAUGACCUGUCAGAUCUUAAAGACUCCACGGGAAAUAAAAUAACACACUGCAGGUACAGAGAUUACCGGAACAGCGAUGACUACAGUUACACUGUUGAGUUCUGGCAUGUUUUUGCAGCGCGCCUUGUCUUCCUUAUCUUGUUCGAACAUGUGGCCUUGUGCAUAAAACUGAUUGCAGCAUGGUUUGUACCCGAUGUCCCCAGAAGGAUUAAGAAUCUGCAUCUGAAACACAAAGAGAGGAGGCUACGGAAUCAACUAAGUGAAAUGGACGACUCCACAGAAGUAUAGUGAAAUGCAAAGGAGGGCGUUGAGAAGGAAUUUGGAGCCAGUGCCUUGCAGAAUUGAGCUACAGGCUUUGAAGAUGCCAGAUAAACUCUGCAGGCCUUGUCAUUCUCUUACAUAUACUACUGUUAGACUUUGUCUCUUCACCAAAAUGCAGAGAGAGCUUUAUAUGACAAGGCAGUUUUGAAUAUUUCAACAUUCCUCCAAGAAGUGAAAAUGUAUGGCAGGAAUACAGCUAUAUAUAAGAGAGUGAGACAGAAUUAUAUGGCCAUGUUUGACUGUCAAUAAAACAAUAAUUUAUUGAAGGGCUCGGAAGCAUUUUGGUUUACCAGGAUUUCCAUUUACUUCUACCAUGAGAGGCAGGCAACACAUCUGGCAUUUAUAAUGAAACUUGCACACAGCUAUAUGCCUCAUAAGCACUGGUCAUAAGCCAAGCCAAAAUCUCAG